Molecule: messenger RNA, 588 nt
Organism: Aspergillus glaucus CBS 516.65
Lineage: Eukaryota; Fungi; Ascomycota; Eurotiomycetes; Eurotiales; Aspergillaceae
Product: integrase zinc binding domain-containing protein
Exons: 1
Coding region: 1-588 (195 amino acids)
Source: RefSeq, a predicted model, not a curated record
AUGAGCGACACCAUCACUUCGCAGCAACCCGUUACCUUCAGUCAAGAUACAAAAUCAUCUUUUCUACAACACUUGCGCGGUCAUCCAAGCAACCGCCGUAUAUCACCAGGCGAGAAGGAAAACCUGAUUGAAUGGCUAACGAAUCCUGACAAACACCCAUCUUCCCAGCGAGAAUUCAGCCGACGCAACUACGCACGGAAGACGUUCAUAUGGGACCACGAGACGCGAAACCUGCUAGCAAUCGAUAAAUCCGAACCCGGUAGGAACAAAAUUGUGGUUGUGGAAGAGAAUAUCGCGGACGUUGCUGAAGCCGUUCACAGUCGCAAUGGCCACGCUGGUUGGGAUGCCACCUGGAAAGAUGUCAGCGCUUCAUACCACGGUAUUCUGAGGUCGGAUGUCAUAUAUUUGCUUAGGAGAUGCCAGAUCUGCUUGCACAAUCCAUCCAAACGCCCUAAGGAUAGUAGCAGGGCCGUUGCAGAGUUCGGAUCAGAGGACUCCGACAUUUUUGGCUUGCUGGAUUUCAGAGAAUUGGAAUUCAAUGACGUGCCAUCAUAUGAAACAAACGGAGAAAACUGGUCAAACAGAUGA